Molecule: messenger RNA, 1302 nt
Organism: Echinococcus granulosus
Lineage: Eukaryota; Metazoa; Platyhelminthes; Cestoda; Cyclophyllidea; Taeniidae
Exons: 1
Coding region: 1-1302 (433 amino acids)
Biological process (GO): sodium ion transmembrane transport
Cellular component (GO): membrane
Molecular function (GO): ligand-gated sodium channel activity
Source: RefSeq, a predicted model, not a curated record
AUGUGCACAACAUUUGAACUGACCACUCGACGUCCUGAACUUGGCUGGUCCCAUGUUGAAUUUACAAUUCAGCAGGACAUGCACAUGGCAGGCAUCGCAACUGAGACCAGAAGCAGUGUCAAACCACGGGGUACGACAUUCGGGAUAAUAGCCCACGAGCGUGGUGAGCUGCCCUUCAGCGCUUACGAUCGUAACAUUUACACUACUCUGGCGCCAGAAAGUGAGGUCUCCAUUUACUACUCAAAGUCGGUGACGAGACGUGCCAAUACAGCGAGGAACCCUUGUCAUGAUGGUGCGGACGCGGCCUGGCUUGCUAAAACUCUCGAGGAGACUGGAGAAAACGGAACAUUUCUGGACUUUCUCGAUCGUCGUCGGCUAGGAAUUGAGAAAAAACGCGCCUGGCCCACCAAUAAUGUGCCAUAUUUACCCGAUCACCAAGCCACUGACAUGCGCACCAACGAACGGCGGCAGCCAGCCACCCUGAAAAGUGCAAAAGCCGUUAGUCUCUUUAAUACCGAGUUCCUUUAUAGCCGUGAGGCCUGCGGAUGGAAGGUGUGUUGCAUGAAGGUCGCUCUGGAGUGCGGAUGCACCUGUACAAUGGACUGGCUUCUCUCCACAGCUACUGCGAAUUGCCCAAAUGAUCGGUGCGAACGCACUCAGUGCUCCGAUUCGCCUGUGCUCUACGACCAGUGUCCAAUGCCCUGUGUGCUUUCAAAGUUCGUUAAACAAAAUCUUCUUGUCAUCGAACCACCAGACUCAAAGCUGCCUGCAAACACCUCGAAAUUGAAGCUUAUCCGAUCAGAAAAUGUCCAAGUUGCUGCCGAAGAGGAGAUCUAUUCGCUAGCAAAAUUAUUCUCAGAAAUUGGUGGUCUCUGCUCCCUGUUUAUUGGAUUCUCGUGUAUCUUCAUAUUCGAAUUCCUCGAGGCAAUGCUACUGAUAAGGCAAGGCGAUAAAACGGAGAUUCAAAGGCACAAGGGGAAACAGGCUUUGGAUGAUCCCAUUACACAUUACUGUUGUGCGUCGGAAGCGAAGGUAGCAGCAUUGCCGCAAACGGUACAAAGUCCCAGUAGGGAGCAGAGCCCUCCCCCGGUUAUGAGUAAUCACCAUCUUGGACAGAACCAGCAGUUACCACUCCUUCCCUCACCAGCACCAUUGUCAAUACUACCGCCAGAGGAAGGUGUGACAUUGCCAGUCAUUCUUCGCUCUGGUCUGAUUACCACCAAUGGUGUGGAAAGACUUACGGCUGCAGAGAUGAGCAGUAUGAAGGAAAACUCCUACCUUCUAGCUGAUUCACAAGGCUAG